AUGCCGGCAGAGCUCCAGUCUUGUCUUGGAAGCAACAAAUCCACAACUUGUUCGUUUUCCAUCGAAAGCAUCCUUGGAUUGGACAAGAAAAGGGACUUAAAUUCAGCUGCCAUAAGACCCUACAGGCCCUGGAUGGAUAACUAUUGCAGCAGAGAGGCCGGUACACACUGCUGGCGACUACCUGUCAUCAGCUAUGAAAUACCUCUACAAGUGCACCCGGCGAAACAUGCCACAGAAAAGGACGGGGAUGUUCGGUAUGAAAAGUGCUGCCCAACAAGUGAACGCCUGACUUAUAAAAGAGAACUGAGCUGGUAUCGAGGAAGGAGACCCAGAACUGCAUUCACUAGAAGCCAGAUUGAAGUUCUGGAGAAUGUUUUCCAAGUCAAUUCAUACCCAGGUAUAGACGUCCGAGAGGAACUUGCUAACAAGUUAUCUUUAGAUGAAGACAGAAUCCAGAUCUGGUUUCAAAACCGCCGUGCCAAGCUGAAGAGAUGCCACCGGGAGUCCCAGUUCCUAAUUGUGAAAGAGACACUUACUCCCCAAAUUCAAGAGUAA
This is a messenger RNA of Bufo gargarizans (Asiatic toad), 555 nucleotides long. It is a transcript of the gene HESX1, whose product is annotated as HESX homeobox 1. Lineage: Eukaryota; Metazoa; Chordata; Amphibia; Anura; Bufonidae. Bases 1 to 555 code for a protein of 184 amino acids. Gene Ontology annotation, molecular function: DNA-binding transcription repressor activity, RNA polymerase II-specific; RNA polymerase II cis-regulatory region sequence-specific DNA binding. The record is from RefSeq and is a predicted model, not a curated record. The transcript is spliced from 4 exons. Gene Ontology annotation, cellular component: nucleus. Gene Ontology annotation, biological process: regulation of transcription by RNA polymerase II; forebrain development; pituitary gland development.